Molecule: messenger RNA, 3052 nt
Organism: Chenopodium quinoa (quinoa)
Lineage: Eukaryota; Viridiplantae; Streptophyta; Magnoliopsida; Caryophyllales; Amaranthaceae
Product: pentatricopeptide repeat-containing protein At2g37320-like
Exons: 3
Coding region: 734-2341 (535 amino acids)
Biological process (GO): RNA modification
Molecular function (GO): protein binding; RNA binding
Source: RefSeq, a predicted model, not a curated record
ACUUAUGUUACUUACUGUCCUUUAGUUUGUUGUAAACUCAGUUUACUUAAUGUAAUUUCAACUGUUUUUUUAUUUUUUUUUUUUUUUAAAAAAAAUCUAAAAAACUUACAAAGAAUUGAUACAAGCUUUGGUGUAUAAAAAUAUUUAAAACAUUUUUACAUAAAACCUUUAUAAAAGUUCACCUGUCUCAUAAUUAGACGAUCAUAUAAAAACCCGCCCCAUUUAUUUAUCAGACGGAUCUAACCCAUAUUAUAAUUAUGGCGGGUCAUGGCUUUAAAGGCCUCUAGUCCCUCCACUCCUAUUUCCUACCUGUCUGAGUUAUUUAAUUGAAGUGCACUCAACGUUCUCCAUUGAAGCGUUCUCCGUUGAAUCUACUUCUUGUAUCCCCCAUUGAAGCAGCUUCUAAGGUAAGUUUGUUGUUGUUAUCAUCAUAUCAAUUUCACAAUCUAGGGUUUAUAUUUGAUCUAAUCUAAUUUAAUUAUCAGUGCUUUAAGUUUAGGGUUCGUAAAUUCUUAGAUUAUGAAACAUCAUAUUCUUAUGUCUUAAGUUCUUAACUAAUGUUAAAUUUUACAUUACUUGACAAAAUCAUUCAACACCAUGCUGCAAUUUUGUCUGGAGUGUAAACUACUUAAUUGAGCUGACAAUGCCAGGCUUUAUUUCUAGAAUAUUUCAGUGAUUUUAGCUCUCUGCAAGGGAGGGAGCAAAACAUGGGACUGGUUUUCUUAGCUUAGGGAUGGACAUCUUGAAUCUUUCCGGGUGCUAUUGGAAGUGUAAAAGGACAUUUUUCAAAUCCGUAGUGUACUUUACCAUUUUGCAGACACUUUCUCAAUUCAGGAGCUUCAGUAUUCAUAGACUAAAACAAAGCAGUGAUAUCAAAAGUCUGAACAAGGCAUUGAGAAUUAUUGAUCUUGUGUCUCCAAAAUCCACCUAUGUCAGUAAUAACCAACAUUGCCAUCUUCAACUUAUUCAGGACUUGCUACAAACGCAUUCAAAGAAUCUUAGUGAAGUUAAAGCAUCCAAUGAAUUUGCAAAUCCAUGUUUCGGAAACCAAAAUCCACCUGAUCAAAUGCUUCCAUCUUUCUCUUUCAAGGAUGAUGUGAUUUCAGGAGUUUUUAAACUACAUAGGGAAGGGUUUAGAAUUGAUGUCACAUUGCUUCCACAUGCACUAAGUAUUUGUGGCUUUAGGGGGAAUCUUCAUUGUGGAACUCAGCUUCAGUGCUUAGCUAUCAGAAAUGGGUUGAUUGUAAAUGUCUAUGUUGGAAGCUCUUUAAUUAGCAUGUACUCAAAGUGUGGGGACUUAUGCUCUGCUUCUAUGGCGUUUGAGGAGAUGCCUGUGAGAAAUGUUGUAUCAUGGACUGCUUUUAUAUCGGGAUUUGCUCAAAAGUACCAAGUUGAUGUCUGUUUGGAACUAUAUAGCCAAAUGAGACAUUCAUCUCUUGAACCUAAUGAUUAUACACUAACAAGUCUCUUGAGUGCAUGUGUUGGUAAUGGCUCCCUUGGACAAGGAAGAAGUGCUCAUUGUCUGGCCAUUCUUUCGGGUUUUGAUUCAUAUCUUCAUGUUGCCAAUGCUCUUGUCUCAAUGUAUUGCAAGUGUGGUGAUGUCGAAGAUGCAUUUUCUGUAUUUGAAUCGAUUCAUGAUAAAGAUAUUGUUUCUUGGAAUUCCAUGAUUUCAGGGUAUGCGUUGCAUGGACUAGCUUGGAAAGCAAUUGAUCUCUUUGAGGAGAUGAAAAGGCAGAAAAUGAAGCCUGACAGUAUUACAUUUCUAGGUGUUCUCUCAUCAUGUCGUCAUUUUGGACUUGUUAAACAAGGUCAUAUGUAUUUUGAUUCAAUGGUAGAAUAUGGUGUGGAGCCUGAUUUGGGCCAUUACUCAUGCAUUGUUGAUCUUCUUGGUCGAGCUGGCUUGAUUGAUGAGGGUCGGAAUUUAAUUUUGGACAUGCCAAUAAAGCCCAAUGCCAUCAUAUGGGGCUCGCUUCUUGCUUCGUGUAGGCUUCAUGAUAAUGUAUGGAUUGGUAUAGAGGCUGCUGAGAACAGGCUUGCACUAGAACCUUCGUGUGCUGCCACCCAUGUGCAGCUUGCAAAGUUGUAUGCAAGAGUUGGAAUGUGGGACCAGGUGGCAAAAGUUUGGAAAAUGAUGAAGGACACCGAUCUCCAAUUAAAUCCUGGAUACAGCUGGAUUGAGAUUGGGAAUGAAGUCGUCAGCUUUAAAGCAGAUGACACUACCAACUCCAGAAUGGAUGAGGUUUUCUGUAUGUUGGAGGGUUUGAAGUGUCAGCUCAAAUCAGAUCAUGUGCCCGAAUCUCACGAAGAGUUUGAUAUUUAUUCCUGCACAAAUAUUUCAUGAUGAAUGGGCAGAAUUAUGCUAAUACACAAAUUUGUUCAGCUGCUGCAUGUGUCCAGCCAUCUACUAAUUGAUUUUGUGAGCCCACCUACAUCGGACUCUUGGUGUACCUUUGUGGCCUUGUGCAUGCUAUGUACUAAGGGUGUUCAAUCUAGCGUCGAAUCUGGAAAAAUAGAAGUUCUCAUGCAUCUGGCAAAAACCUAGACAUGAAGACAAGAUAUGUUGGGUUUACCAGCCCCUAUGGGAUAUGCUGGUUGUCUCUGCUCUGUUCUGCUCUAUCUCAGCAUGUAACCCUCCACAAUGACACGGUAGCAACACAUAGCUUCUUGGAAGAAGUAAGCAAAUCAUUGUUGAUUUUCACAGUCCUGAGUUCAUUUCCCAUAGUGAUAACUAAUCCUGGUCCGUCAAUACCUAGAAAACAUCUGCUUGCAGACAUUUCAGAAUUGGGUUGUUUGUCCAGAUUUUGGGGAUAUUGUUAGGGAUAUAGGUAGUGGAGUUUUGAAGUAUGUAGACAUUUAGUCAUGUAUGUAAUUCUCAUAAUAUCUGCAAAAUUUUGUUAUGUUAUGAAUAACACAUAUGUACUCCCAAUAAGCAAAGUUGAAUUAAACUGAAUCCAUUUCUUGCACAGUAUACUCGCUGAACAACUUUGUAUCUCGCACACUCUCAUGUAACCUAAUUGAUUUGAUAGUGCAUGACUUGUUUAUAAUUUUAACA